GAGACCGAGUUCUGUCAAGAAAGGAAGAACUGCGUCUUUUGCGCCACGGUGGUAAUCUACGCUUUGAACACUAAGAACGAUGAGCACGAGUCUUCGAUUCAAGCCCUCAAAGACGCUCAUGAAGAAGAAAUCCAGCAAAUUCUUGCAGAAACAAGAGAAAAAAUCUUGCAGUAUAAAAGCAAAGUGACAGAGGAGUUGGAUCUCCGGAGAAAGAUCCAAGUCUUGGAAGCGUCGCUGGAAGACCACAUCAAAAUGAAGCAGCAGGCUCUGACGGAAUUCGAGGCCUACAAGCACAGGGUGGAAGACAUGCAGCUCUGCGCGGAAGCCCAGCACGUGCAGCGCGUGGUGACCAUGUCACGGGAGGUGGAGGAGAUCCGGAGGAAGUUUGAAGAGCGCGUGCGGAGCUUCGGACAGCUCCAGGUGCAGUUCGAGAAGGACAAGCGGCUGGCCCUGGAAGACCUGCGGGCCGCACACAGGCGCGAGGUCCAGGAGCUGCUCAAGUCCCAGCAGGACCGCGGCGCCCCGGGGGACUCCGGGCCCGAGAAGGCCGAGGAGCUGCACCGGCGGGAGGUGGAGGCCCUGAACCAGACGCUCGAGGCGCUGAGGCUGGGGCAGAAGCAGCUGGCCGAGGACUGUGAGGCCAGGCUGCAGAAGGCCCAGUCCUUUUACGAGCGUGAGCUGGACACGUUGAAAAGGUCGCAGCUGUUCACGGCCGAGAGCCUGCAGGCGAGCAAGGAGAAGGAGGCUGAGCUUCGGAAAGAACUUCAGGGCCAGGAGGCCGUUCUCCGAAAAAGCGUGGGAAAGUUAAAGACAGAGUUACAGAUGGUUCAGGACGAAGCUGGGAGUCUCCUCGACAAGAGCCAGAAGCUCCAGGUGGCCCUGGCCGCUGCAGAGAACAAUGUUCAGGUUCUUCAGAAGCAGCUUGAUGAUGCCAAGGAGGGAGAAAUGGCCUUAUUAAGCAAGCACAAAGAAGUAGAAAGUGAGCUGGCAGCUGCCCGAGAACGCUUACAGCAGCAAGCCUCAGAUCUUGUCCUCAAAGCUAGUCAUAUUGGAAUGCUUCAAGCAACUCAAAUGACCCAAGAGGUUACGAUCAAAGAUUUAGAAUCAGAGAAAUCAAGAGCCAAUGAGCGAUUAUCUCAGCUUGAAGAGGAAAGAGCUUUUUUGCAAAGCAGAACUCAAAGUCUGGAUGAAGAGCAGAAGCAGCAGAUUCUGGAACUGGAGAAGAAAGUAAAUGAAGCAAAAAGAACUCAGCAAGAGUAUUACGAAAUGGAGCUUGAAAGCCUGCGGAAUAGAUUGGAAGAGGAGGUGGCUCGAUUAAACGAGGCGCAUUCUAAGACUUUGGAAGAAUUGGCUCGGAAGCACCACAUGGCAAUCGAGGCUGUCCACAGUAAUGCCACUAGGGAUAAGAGGAAGCUGCACACGGAGCUGGAAGAGCAAUAUAAGAAGGAGAAACUAACCCUGGAGGAGGAUAAAAGUCAGCUUCAGCAUGAGCUUGAGAGCCUGAAGGAAGAACUGGAAGACAAGCUGAACACAGCCAACCAAGAGAUCGGCCGCCUCCAAGACCUGGUCAGAGAAGGCGAGCAAGGCCUUGGCUCUGCAGAAGGACUUAUUGCCAGUCUUCAGGACUCCCAGGAAAGGCUCCAGAACGAGCUUGACUUGACCAAAGGCAGGCUGAAGGAGACCAAGGACACGCUCUUACGUGUGGAGGAUGAGCUAGAACAAGAAAGGCAACAACAUGAAGAAACGCUUGCUGCCAUGAAGGAAGAAGAGAAGCUCAGAGUAGACAGAAUGGCCCAUGACUUGGAGAUCAAGUGGACCGAGAAUCUUAGACAAGAAUGUUCUAGACUUCGUGAGGAGUUGAGGCUCCAGCAUGAAGAGGAUAAGAAGUCAGCGAUGUCUCAACUUUUGCAAUUAAAAGAGCGAGAGAAAAAUGCAGCCAGAGAUUCAUGGCAGAAGAAAGUAGAAGAUCUCUUAAACCAGCGGCACUCUCUGGGCGAAGCGCUGCAUAAAUCUAUCAACAACAUUUCCUUGCUGAAACAGAACCUAGAGAUACAGCUUUCCCAGUCUCAGACUUCUCUGCAGCAACUGCAAGUCCAGUUCACGCAAGAACGACAGCGGCUCACACAAGAGCUCGAAGAAUUAGAGGAGCAGCACCAACAAAGACACAAAUCCUUAAAAGAAGCACAUGUUCUUGCGUUUCACACCAUGGAAGAGGAAAAGGAAAAAGAACAAAGAGCACUUGAAGAUCAUUUACAACAAAAACAUUCUGCAGAACUUCAGUCAUUAAAAGAUGCCCACAGAGAGUCAAUGGAGGGCUUCCGGGUAGAAAUGGAACAGGAACUGCAGACACUUCGGUUUGAGUUAGAAGAUGAAGGAAAGGCCAUGCUUGCGUCAUUACGCUCAGAGCUAAACCAUCAACAUGCAGCUGCAAUUGAUUUGUUGCGGCAUAAUCACCAUCAAGAAUUGGCAGCUGCUAAAAUGGAAUUAGAAAGAAGCAUAGACAUCAGCAGAAGACAGAGUAAGGAGCACGUGUGUAGGAUAACAGAUCUACAAGAGGAACUAAGACAUAGAGAGCAUCACCUCUCCGACUUGGAUAAGGAGGUGCAGCACCUUCACGAGAAUAUAAGUGCCCUAACCAAGGAAUUGGAGUUUAAGGGGAAAGAAAUUCUCAGAAUACGAAGUGAAUCGAACCAACAGAUGAGGUUGCAUGAACAAGAUUUAAACAAGAGACUUGAAAAAGAGUUGGAUGUCAUGACAGCAGAUCACCUCAGAGAGAAAAAUAUCUUGCGGGCAGAUUUUAAUAAGACUAACGAGCUACUCAAGGAAAUAAACGCAGCUUUGCAAGUGUCGUAAG
Molecule: messenger RNA, 2854 nt
Organism: Carlito syrichta (Philippine tarsier)
Lineage: Eukaryota; Metazoa; Chordata; Mammalia; Primates; Tarsiidae
Gene: FAM184A
Product: family with sequence similarity 184 member A
Exons: 15
Coding region: 253-2853 (866 amino acids)
Source: RefSeq, a predicted model, not a curated record